Molecule: messenger RNA, 749 nt
Organism: Rhinolophus ferrumequinum (greater horseshoe bat)
Lineage: Eukaryota; Metazoa; Chordata; Mammalia; Chiroptera; Rhinolophidae
Gene: TMEM239
Product: transmembrane protein 239
Exons: 3
Coding region: 1-627 (208 amino acids)
Source: RefSeq, a predicted model, not a curated record
AUGAAGGUCCAGAGAGAAAGACUUGCGAGAGAGCAGAGGAAAGAGGGGACUCAUCUCUGGCUGCCAGGCCGUCCUGGGAGCUACAAGAAGCAACAUGACUUAGGUGGUCCCAGACAUAUCCAAGGCUGCUUCUGCAGCUGGCCUGGCCUCUCCCCAGGUGCACCAGCCAUGAUGCAGCAGUCGCAAAUGGAGACAGAUGCCAUCGGGGCCGGUGAGGGGCCGCAGCGGGCGGUGCCCUGGUCGGCCUGGGUCUCGCGACAGAGUUGGCUGCGCUGGUGUGCAUCCCACGUGCCCCAGAGCUGGACCCACUGGUGGGCCACAUCCAGCUGGCGGCAACCACUGCAGCGUGUGCUUUGUGGUCUGGAAGGGAUCCUCUACCUGCUGCUGGCACUGAUGCUAUGUCACGCGCUCUUCACCACGGGUUCCCAUCUGCUGAGCUCCCUGUGGCCUGUGGUGGCUGCAGCGUGGCGACAUCUGCUGCCCGCCGUCCUGCUGCUGGUGCUCAGUGCCCUCCCGGCCCUGCUCUUCACCGCCUCCUUCCUGCUGCUGUUUUCCACGCUGCUAAGCCUCGUGGGCCUCCUCACCUCCAUGUCUCACCUAGGCCACGCUCAGGAUUUGGACCAAUAGAAGGGCAACCCCAUCCCGCUGCUUGUGUCUGUUGAGCCCUGGCCUAGGGCCUGAGGCCCAGGGGAGAGGGAGGGCAGUGGGAUCAGGGCCUUCCUGCCUUAGCAGGCUCAGACCCCCGGUCC